Messenger RNA from Lingula anatina, 3286 nucleotides. RefSeq lists its product as uncharacterized. The record is from RefSeq and is a predicted model, not a curated record. Gene Ontology annotation, biological process: nucleosome assembly; regulation of DNA-templated transcription; nuclear envelope organization. Gene Ontology annotation, molecular function: chromatin DNA binding. Gene Ontology annotation, cellular component: nucleosome. NCBI's taxonomy places the organism in Eukaryota, Metazoa, Brachiopoda, Lingulata, Lingulida, Lingulidae.
CACGCUUUAAAUAGCCUGUAUACAAAACACUGCUGCAAGACCGCUGUCAACAUCCGUGUUUCUUGCACAGUAUUUGUGUUUACUGAAGAACAUGCCGACCAGUACACUACCGCCCAAGAAAAAGUCGUACAUCCCUGAGGAAGAAGAGAGUGGUGUUGGCGGCACAAUGCACCAUGUCACCACCACUGGCGUGGCCUUUCUGGACAGUUUGAGCGAGCUCCCCGCCAAACGGGCACGCCCAGAGCGUCUUCCAAAGGAAGAAAAAUUGGUGAAAUGGUUAAAGAAUAAUUUUGAGAAGAAGGAAGAAAAGAAAGUUGCAAAAUCUGCAGCCUAUGAAAAGUACCUUGAAGAAUGUUCAGAGAACCCGUCCUUUGAUAGCCUGGCCCUAGACAAAGGGGAUUUUUUAAAGGUGGUAAAAGAGAUAUUUGAUGGUACGUUUGGGUUAAAAGAAAGCUCCAAGUAUGUGGGUGAACUGAGAGAGGUGAAGACCAGACCAAAUCGUCCUAAGGUGAAGGCACCAAGUUUGGGGCUCAAAAUGAAAGAAAUUAUUGAAAAUGUCAUCACAGAGGCUGGGAAUCCUAGAAAAGGUGUAAGAUUUUUCUUACUGAAGACUCAGAUCGCCCACAAAUACCCAGCUCUGCGGAUUAUGGACUACCCUGAGAAGCUGAAGAAAAGUCUGGAGAGGGAAGUGAGGAUGGGACACAUUGAGGUGGCGGGAANAGAAAACAAAGAAAACAAGAAAGAAACAAAGAAGAAAGGAGAUGAAGAGAAAACAGAGGAGGGAGAUGUGGAGAAUGCUGAGGAAGGAGGGAAAGAAGGAGGAAGUGAAAAAGGAAAGGAGGAGGAGAGAAAGGAGGGAGAAGAGGGAGAUGAUGAAGCUGAGAAGAGUGCAGGAGAAGACAAGAAAAAGAAAAAGAAGAAGACUAAAAGAAAGCAAGCCAGUUACUCAGCAUAUGGCCAGCGUAUAGUCCACAGCCAUCCGCAGAAAAUAGAGGACACAUUCCCAUUGGCUCUUACCUUUAUGGCAGAUCCCAAGCACGCCACAAUGGGGAAGAUUAGCAACUACAUCAACCGUUACUACCCAAAUGUCAAUAUACAAUCUAAGCUGAAGAAAUGUCUGGAGUCAGGAGAAGAGAAGGGGCUCUGGGUCAAAUAUUCUGGCAGUUCAUACAGACUGGAGGCUGAUGAGUUUGACCCCAGUAAUGAGGACAAUCUUCCCACUCUGGUCUGCAAUGCUAUCGUGGCGUGUAACGAACCCAAACAGUGCAGCUCUAAGCUACUGAAGCAGUACAUCAUGGACUACCAUCCUGACUUCAAAGUGGACGCCAGGCCGCAGCUCUUCAAGAGGGCUGUGGAGAGAGCCUUGAAUAAAGGGACAUUGAGACAGCUGUCAGGUAUUGGACUGACAGGUUCCUUCCAGCUGAGUAAACCUUUCACCCCCACCCCCUCCAUGUUGGCUGGUACUGAUACUGGAGACACUGAUGAUGAGGAGGGAGGAGAAGAUUACUGGGAGGACAGCAAGGUGUAUGAUGCAUACGUUCCAAGGCCGUCCAAGAGAAGAGGUCAUGGUCGUAAAGCUGCCAUUCGUGACCUUGACCAGCUGCAGAUCAGACACGAGGUUAGCAGGAGGAAGAAGUCCACUGUGACUAAAAAGGGGCGAAAGACUACUACCAAACGCAGGUCGUAUAAAGAGGAGAGUUCUGGCAGUGAAUCAGAAAGUUCUUCUUCAGAGUCGAGCUCAUCAUCAUCAUCAUCAUCAUCAUCAGAGGAAGAAGAGGAGGAGGAAAAGAAAGUGGCAGCAAAAACCAAAAGGAGGCAACCUCAAAAACAGCAGGGCAAACCUGCUAAAAAGACACCCGCGAAAAAACAAGGGGCUCGAAGUUCACCAAGGAAAUCUCCCAAGUCUGUGUCAUAUGUGGAAGAGACAGAUUCUGAGGGUGAAGAAGAAAAACCAGUGAGAUCAUCUGGCAAGAAAAGUAAAAGAUCUGCUCCUGCCAAAAAAUCCCAAGCUGAGGAAAGCGACCAAUCAGAAGAUGAGGCUGUCUCACAAAAGAAGAGUUCAAAGUCAACUCCAGCAUCUACAAAGAGAGGCAGAAGAUCGGCGUCAACAAAGAAAUCCCAGGACGAAAGUGACAAGUCAGAGGAAGAAGAUGCAAAGAAGAGUCGAGGUAAAAAGUCGCCAGCAGCCUCACCUAAGAAGAGUAACAAGACUUCACCAAGGAAGAGGUCAUUUCAGGGCAAUAGCUCUGGUGUCCCACCCAAAAAGAGAGGGCGGCCAUCUUAAAGUUCACUAGGAACAUUUCUAGAACAAUUAAUAAAUGAACUAGAUCACAGUGAGAGAGAAAGAAACAUUUUAUAUUGUGGUAAGGGGCCACUGCCAAACCAAUGUUGGAAAAAGCGAGCAGUAUUUUCCGAAGUUUGUUUUGAAGACAGUGUUGGAAUGGCACAGUGCAGUUUGGAAUGGACAUAGACCAGUUGGUGCUGAUGGUUACUGUAGAAUCAUGGUCACUUGUAGCAUUAGAAGACAAACAUUUUGAUAAUUUGUGGUUGAGGUAGUGGACCAGGUCGGCACAAUACAGCAUUAGACUAGAGGAGUGACCCCCUGGGUGAGUGUCUGGCUGUCACCCCUGGGGUACUGACUGGAUCCCCUGGGGGACACAAUUGCUAUAAGGUUCACUGUGACAUAAAUAGAGAAGAUUUCACCUCUAAUGAUGAGAAUGUAUUGACAAUUUUUGAUGACGGCAGAUAUAUGCUGGUUCCUUUUUUGAUGAUGAAAGAAAAAUUCUGUUAUAGUUGUGGAUGUGUGGUUUCUUGACUAAAGCGCCAGCUACAGUCUGCAAAUGCAUACUAGUUACUUUAUGGAGUUUCAGAAUAUUAUUGUAGUAACACAGUGUGUGUUUGGUACUGGUUGACAUAUUAGAGUGGGAAGAGUUGAUGUUGACACUGAGUGAACACUGUGGAAGGAUAUACUUUAAAAAAAAAAGCAGGAGUGAAAAUGUUCGAUGUGUAGGUGACCUCACAGUGAACCGAGUUGGUCAUGUAGCUCUUGCAGUCCCGGCUGCCUUGAUUAUCAGACUGGAUGAAGGUGGCCUUCUGCUGUACUGGUGACUCAGAUCACAGUGACUGCAGCCAAGUCAUUAUUUCGACGUGGAAUGCAUGCUGAUCAUUUUGUUUUCUGGUUUGCAUGAAUGUUCAUGUGGUUUGUUGAAUCAUAGAAACAUCGUGUGUAUAGUGCAAGAAGGAGAAGUAAUAUGGGGUAUGUUGUUAGCAAAAAUUUUUUCGUGGA